GACUUUAUUUCCCAAAUUCCCCAAAAAUCAUAUACGGCCUUUAAUAUUGGCCGUUCUGUUGGAUUAAAGAACUGUUGGAUUUAACUCAUAGCUGAACAACUAUAAUAAAAGUUUCAAUUAUUCCGAAAAUCACCUUCAAUUACAAUGAGGAUUAAGAAAUUUACUUUAACAAUAGCGCUGUGUUUGUUAAUUCAGUUUGCUUUAGCCGAUGAUGUAGAAGUGGUCAAGGGUAACGAGGAAAUGUCUGAUCACGAUAACGAAGUGGAUCAAGUGGCUUUAGAAAGUGAACACGAUCCACAAAAUCAAAAGGUUUUAUAUCAACACAAUAUGCAACAACAGCAACAACAACAACAGCAGCAGCAACAACAAGGACCUGGUCCAGCAAGAACUUCUUUAAAUUAUUUCAUUACAGGCAAUAACAAGGGCAUACCAUUGGCAUUGGGGCAACCAUUUGGUCCACCACCACCGCCCUCACAGUUGGCUUACCAGGGACCACCACCACCAUUGCCACCUCAACGACAGGCUCCACCACCUCAACAGCAGCAACAACAACAGCAAGUACAUGUGCCACAAUCAUUGCCCGACUUGAGUGUGGGUGCCUCGUCUACCAAUGAAAUUUGGUCUUCGCCCGUGCAAGACAUGGCCAAAAUUAUUUCGCUCGAUGUCAAGUGUGAAAAAAAUGGCAUGAAAGUUUUCGUACAGUUCGACAAACCCUUCUACGGCAUUGUCUUCUCCAAGGGCCACUACAGCAAUAUGAACUGUGUUCAUUUACCCUCAGGUCUAGGCCGUACUUCGGCCACAUUUGAUAUUGGUCUACACGAAUGCGGUACAUCGGGUAAUACCGAAAAUGGCCUGUAUGGUUAUGGCCAUGAGUCUGGCUCGGGCACCUAUUUCGAAAACAUUAUUGUCAUACAAUACGAUCCUCAGGUUCAGGAAGUCUGGGAUCAGGCUAGAAAAUUACGUUGCACUUGGCACGAUCAGUAUGAAAAGAGUGUAACCUUCCGUCCAUUCCCUGUCGAUAUGCUAGAUGUUGUUAGGGCUGAUUUUGCUGGCGACAAUGUAGGCUGCUGGAUGCAGAUACAAGUAGGCAAGGGACCUUGGGCAUCUGAGGUCUCAGGUUUGGUAAAGAUUGGUCAGACAAUGACCAUGGUUUUGGCUAUUAAAGAUGAUGACUCCAAAUUCGAUAUGUUAGUGAGAAAUUGUGUGGCCCAUGAUGGUAAGAGGGCACCCAUACAGCUGGUAGAUCAAAGGGGUUGUGUCACUAGACCCAAAUUAAUGUCACGUUUUACAAAGAUUAAGAAUUUCGGUGCCUCGGCUUCGGUAUUGUCAUAUGCUCAUUUCCAAGCUUUCAAAUUCCCCGACUCCAUGGAAGUGCACUUCCAAUGUACCAUACAAAUCUGUCGUUAUCAAUGUCCUGAUCAGUGUUCUGACCCCAACUUGCAAGAGGUUCACCAUCUGCAAGUGGGACCUGAAUCACAAUAUGGUCCACCACCUCCACAACUACAUGUCGACACUUAUCAUGUGGGCAGUUCGAUAAGCAAACGACGUGAUGAACGCCGUGUUCAACGUCGGGCUCGUGCCGUAGAUAACGAACCAGAAGUUGGCCUAAAUCGCAUCAUCAAAGUUGUGUCUUCCGGUGAUCUUACAUUUGCUAUUGAAGAAAAUGCCAACAAUACCGCUUCUAGUGCGGCUGCUCAGACCAUGGUCUUCCCCGCCCGGGAAGAAGGUCUAAUCUGUAUGACUACUCCCGGCUUUGCGAUAACUUUGAUUAUACUUUUGGGCAUUCUAAUAACUUCUUGCCUCAUUUCCGCCGUCCUCUAUGUACGCUUAAGACCCUUCUCGACCAUAACGAAAAAAGAAAGAGCUGUAGCCUUUACGAAUCCCCAGUUGACAGGUACUUUGCCAGUCAUACAAAUACCACCGCCACCAGGGCAUGGUACCCUGUCGAAAAAUCGGACGCAUACAUAAAUAGACUAGACAGUUUUAGUACAAAUAUGAGACUUUUUAUUGAAAAACAAAAGGGUAUAAUUG
This is a messenger RNA of Calliphora vicina (urban bluebottle blowfly), 2031 nucleotides long. It is a transcript of the gene dy, whose product is annotated as dusky. The transcript has 4 exons. Bases 145 to 1968 code for a protein of 607 amino acids. The record is from RefSeq and is a predicted model, not a curated record. Lineage: Eukaryota; Metazoa; Arthropoda; Insecta; Diptera; Calliphoridae.